Messenger RNA from Lodderomyces jiufengensis, 1524 nucleotides. It is a transcript of the gene EFG1, whose product is annotated as KilA-N domain-containing central transcriptional regulator EFG1. The record is from RefSeq and is a predicted model, not a curated record. The transcript has a single exon. Gene Ontology annotation, biological process: positive regulation of transcription by RNA polymerase II. Lineage: Eukaryota; Fungi; Ascomycota; Pichiomycetes; Serinales; Debaryomycetaceae. Gene Ontology annotation, cellular component: nucleus. Gene Ontology annotation, molecular function: sequence-specific DNA binding; DNA-binding transcription factor activity. The coding region runs from base 1 to 1524 and encodes 507 amino acids.
AUGUCAACAUAUUCUAUACCACAUAUAAAUGAAAUGAAUGGAAAUUAUAAUAAUACAGUACCCGGUUCAAAUAACCAGCAGUCACAACAACUGCAACAACAACAACAAGUAUAUCCUCAACAACCAAAUCAACAACAACAACAACAACAACCUUAUGCAUCUUAUUAUAUGUACAAUCAACAACAAAAUCCUCAACAAGAUUAUAAUAAUUAUAGAUAUCAAUAUCCAACUUCUCAACAAUCAUCUUAUUAUCAACAACAACCUCAACAAAAUCAAAUUCCACAAUCUCAACAACCUUAUAAUUUAAAUCGUAAUUAUACAAAUGCACCUCAAAUUCCUCCAACAUCUUCAACAUCAUCAAUACCUCAACAACAACAACAACCAGAAACUCAACCGCAACCACCGCAUCCUUCAACGCAAGCUCAAGCUCAAGCUCAACCACAACAACCACAAUCACAACCACAAUCUACAACUCCAUCACAACCACAACCACUACAAACUCAAUCGACUCCAUUACAAGAUGCUUUAGUUCCAGGAGUUACAUCGACAGUUGGACAAUUCCAACCACCAGGUAUAAGACCAAGAGUAACAACAACAAUGUGGGAAGAUGAAAAAACUUUAUGUUAUCAAGUUGAUGCAAAUAAUGUAUCAGUUGUUAGAAGAGCUGAUAAUAAUAUGAUUAAUGGUACAAAAUUAUUAAAUGUUGCACAAAUGACAAGAGGUAGAAGAGAUGGUAUAUUAAAAUCUGAAAAACAAAGACAUGUUGUUAAAAUUGGUUCGAUGCAUUUAAAGGGAGUAUGGAUUCCAUUUGAAAGAGCAUUAACAAUGGCUCAAAAGGAAAAUAUAGUUGAUUUAUUAUAUCCUUUAUUUGUUAGAGAUAUAAAAAGAGUUAUUCAAACCGGUGUAACUCCAAAUACUGGUAUUUCAAGUGGUUCUGGUGGUGGAGGUUCAGAUACAAAUAAUUCAGUACCAUCCACAGCUCCAACUGCAUCAACAAGUCCAGUAAAUAAUAAAAUAAAUCCUUCAACUCAACCUUCAACAUCAUCUGGUUCUUCAUAUUAUCAAAAUUAUGCAUCUACUUAUCAACAAUAUCCAUAUAAUGGAAAUCAACAACAACAACCACCACCAACAGCUCAGUCUUCAACUCAAUCAGAUUCUUAUCAAACACAACCUCAACAACAACAGCAAGCCUAUAAUUAUCAACAACAAAAUUAUUAUCCAAAUAAUCCAUCAACAUCUCAACAACCAGGUCAACAACCAUAUUAUCCAUACCCUUAUAGUGGAAAUAGUAAUUACCAACAACAACAACCACCACAACAACCUGGCCAACAACAGCAACAACAACAACCAUAUAAUUACGCAUAUCCUCAACAAACCAGUAAUGUUUCAUCAUCAAUUCCGGUAAAUUCAAAUACUGCACAACAAUCGCCUCAACAACCACCACAAACUUCAUCAAAUACAUCACCACAAGUUCAACAGCAACAAAGCAACCAAUCGCCAAUUGUUCCUAAAAAUCAAAAUUAA